Messenger RNA from Leptopilina heterotoma, 636 nucleotides. RefSeq lists its product as uncharacterized. Gene Ontology annotation, molecular function: nucleic acid binding. The transcript is spliced from 2 exons. The record is from RefSeq and is a predicted model, not a curated record. Gene Ontology annotation, biological process: DNA integration. NCBI's taxonomy places the organism in Eukaryota, Metazoa, Arthropoda, Insecta, Hymenoptera, Figitidae. Bases 1 to 636 code for a protein of 211 amino acids.
AUGUGUCACGAUGAACAGGGACACUUCGGUUUAGAAAAAACGCUAAGAAAAAGUCAAAGAGAAUUACUGGUUCAAGGGAAUGCGAAGGAAUAUGGGAUAAAACAUGUACUAAACGCCACAGCCACGCCUCGAGCAAAUGGGCAGGUAGAGAGGGUAAAUUCGACAGUGGUAAGUGCCCUCGCAGCUUCCGGCGCGGGAGCGGAGGAAGACGACUGGGACCUUUUUGCGAAAAAGGUUCAGAGCGGAAUUAAUAAUACUCCAAACAGGACCACUCGACAAUGUCCAUCUCAAUUGCUAUAUGGGUUCAAGCCAAGGAGCACUGCAGGUGCGUCUUUGUUGGCCGCUACACAGGACACAUUGGAUGCUGUUGAUUUGACUGAACUUCGACGUAGAGCAGGGGUGACUACUGAUGAUGAGCAAGAGCGCCAGAAAGCCAAAUUUGACUCUAAAAGGUUUAAAGCUCCCAGGUAUGCGGUGCACGACAUUGUUAUGGUUACUACAGAACAACCUGCGACUGGGACAGGUGGGGAGCUGUUAGCCAAAGCAAAGGGACCAUUCGAGGUUGCGGCUUUUUUGCCAAACAAUCGAUGCGAAGUCGAGGACCUGAGGGAAAUGAAGAAGGGAAGGGGAAGGUGA